CUUUUUCAACACCUCGGUCUUUUCCGGUUAUCCCAUAGCGUGCGCGAGGAUGAAGCAAAUUGUAACAAAUCAGACCGUGAAAAUACCUGAGGGAUUGACUGUCACAGUCAAGUCCCGAUUGGUAACUGUCAAAGGACCAAGAGGUAUUCUUAAACGUUCAUUUAAGCACCUUGCACUUGAUAUUCGUAUGAUCAGUCCAAGGAUAUUGAAAGUGGAAAAAUGGUUUGGCACAAAGAAAGAAUUAGCAGCUGUUCGCACAGUUUGCUCUCACAUUGAAAAUAUGCUGAAAGGUGUAACUAAGGGUUAUCAAUAUAAAAUGCGAGCUGUAUAUGCUCACUUUCCUAUUAACUGUGUCACAACUGAAAGCAACACAGUCAUUGAAAUCCGUAACUUCUUGGGAGAGAAGUACAUCCGUCGUGUAAAGAUGGCACCAGGUGUCACUGUCACAAAUUCGGCCAAACAAAAAGACGAACUUAUAAUUGAAGGAAAUUCUUUGGAAGAUGUCUCCCGUUCUGCUGCCCUUAUACAGCAGUCCACAACUGUAAAGAACAAGGAUAUUAGAAAGUUCUUAGAUGGUCUCUAUGUAUCUGAAAAAACUACAGUUGUACAAGAAGAAUAAAUGUUAUUCACAAUGUGAACGUAAUUUUUUUUAUUAA
Dufourea novaeangliae is the source of this 656-nucleotide messenger RNA. RefSeq names its product 60S ribosomal protein L9 (gene RpL9). The record is from RefSeq and is a predicted model, not a curated record. Gene Ontology annotation, biological process: cytoplasmic translation. Lineage: Eukaryota; Metazoa; Arthropoda; Insecta; Hymenoptera; Halictidae. Gene Ontology annotation, molecular function: structural constituent of ribosome; rRNA binding. Gene Ontology annotation, cellular component: ribosome; cytosolic large ribosomal subunit. The coding region runs from base 50 to 619 and encodes 189 amino acids. The transcript has 4 exons.